Molecule: messenger RNA, 2689 nt
Organism: Leopardus geoffroyi (Geoffroy's cat)
Lineage: Eukaryota; Metazoa; Chordata; Mammalia; Carnivora; Felidae
Gene: ZNF410
Product: zinc finger protein 410
Exons: 12
Coding region: 491-1927 (478 amino acids)
Biological process (GO): regulation of transcription by RNA polymerase II
Cellular component (GO): transcription regulator complex; PcG protein complex
Molecular function (GO): RNA polymerase II cis-regulatory region sequence-specific DNA binding; DNA-binding transcription factor activity, RNA polymerase II-specific
Source: RefSeq, a predicted model, not a curated record
CACCAUUCAUGCCAACCUGCUCUGUAGGUGUGAGUUCUGGUUCUGCAACUUAAUAACUUAAGUGAUAUACUGAGCCUUGGUUCCUUCUUCUGUGAAAAAGAGAGAUGGAUAAAUCACAUUGAACUAUUCUGUAUAGUCAUUGCAUAAGAAAAAACACAUGUGAAAGGAAAAGUCAGGAAUUUAUGAUACUUGAUUUUAUGUGGGAAACUUAAAUAAAAGGACACUUUCACUUACAUCUUAUGAAUUAUUUUUUUACGAUGAAAAUGAGGAUUUCUGGAAGCUAGCAAGGGGGAGAGGAAGGAACCAAAAGGACAAUGAACAGAAAUGAAAAUUUAUUCAGGCUAAAUUGAUUAUCCACUCAGCACAGCAUCUUACAGGAAAAGCAUAGCAUUUUCUAAAGGAAUAUGAGCAUAGCAGGAAGGUGUCAUUGACUCUGAAUUAAAUUUUUAACCUGUCCCCUCAACAGCUACAGGAUUUGGAAGCUGAAUCAAUGUUAUCAGAUGAGUUAGAAUCCAAACCAGAGCUCCUGGUACAGUUCGUUCAGAAUACAUCCAUCCCAUUGGGACAGGGGCUAGUAGAAUCAGAAGCUAAAGACAUUACUUGCUUGUCCCUCCUUCCGGUGACUGAGGCCUCAGAAUGCAGUCGGCUAAUGUUACCAGAUGAUACUCCAAGUCAUACAAACUCCUCCAAGGAGGUCCCUUCCUCGGCCGUGUUGAGAAGCCUUCAGGUGAAUGUGGGUCCAGACGGAGAAGAGACGAGGGCUCAGACUGUACAGAAGUCCCCGGAGUUUUUGUCCACUCCAGAGUCUCCUAGCUUGUUGCAAGAUCUACAGCCAAGUGAUAGCACUUCUUUUAUUCUUCUUAACCUAACAAGAGCAGGUCUGGGCUCUUCAGCUGAGCACUUAGUAUUUGUACAAGAUGAGGCGGAGGAUUCAGGGAAUGAUUUCCUCUCCAGUGAGAGCACGGAUAGUAGUAUUCCAUGGUUCCUCCGGGUUCAGGAGUUGGCUCAUGAUAGUUUGAUUGCUGCUACUCGCGCACAACUGGCAAAGAAUGCAAAAACCAGCAGCAAUGGAGAGAAUGUCCACCUUGGUUCUGGAGAUGGGCAGCCCAAAGAUUCUGGGCCCCUUCCUCAAGUGGAAAAGAAACUCAAAUGUACAGUUGAAGGCUGUGACCGGACAUUUGUGUGGCCAGCUCACUUCAAGUACCAUCUCAAAACUCAUCGAAAUGACCGCUCUUUCAUCUGUCCGGCGGAAGGUUGUGGGAAAAGCUUUUAUGUGUUGCAGAGGCUGAAGGUGCAUAUGAGGACUCAUAAUGGGGAGAAGCCCUUUAUGUGCCCCGAGUCUAGCUGUGGUAAGCAGUUCACUACAGCUGGAAAUCUGAAGAACCACUUGCGCAUCCAUACAGGAGAGAAGCCUUUCCUUUGUGAAGCCCAAGGAUGUGGCCGUUCCUUUGCUGAGUAUUCUAGCCUCCGAAAACAUUUGGUGGUUCACUCAGGAGAGAAGCCCCAUCAGUGUCAAGUAUGUGGGAAGACCUUCUCUCAGAGUGGGAGUAGGAAUGUGCACAUGAGAAAGCAUCAUUUGCAGCUAGGAGCAGCUGGGAGUCAAGAGCAGGAGCAAACUGCUGAGCCAUUAAUGGGCAGUAGUUUGCUUGAAGAGGCUUCAGUAACCAGUAAAAACCUGGUGCCUAUGAAUUCCCAGCCCAGCCUUGGUGGAGAGUCCUUGAACCUACCAAAUACCAAUUCUAUCCUAGGAGUUGAUGAUGAGGUGCUUGCUGAAGGAUCCCCACGUCCCCUGUCUUCAGUGCCUGAUGUGACACAUCACUUGGUGACCAUGCAGUCAGGGAGGCAGUCAUAUGAGGUUUCUGUCUUAACUGCCGUAAAUCCACAGGAGUUACUAAACCAAGGAGAUUUAACUGAAAGACGGACAUGAGCAUGGGUGUCAACUCCUGGAAGAGCAGCCCUGUCUGAUCCCAGAGUGCACACAGUGGGAACAGGAUGCUUAUGGCUCACGAUCUGCCAGAACCAAAAUGAAUCUGUGAAAGACAGGACCCCGCUUUGGCCUCUGUUCAUCUUUCCUGACAUAGAAGAUGAAUGUAGGAGAGCUUCUCUUCAAACUACAUCUGAUCCAGACAAGGAAGAAAGCAGUGAAUGUGGGCUGGGUAACUGUACCUACCUCUCUUCCCACUAUAAAAUUUUGGGAUGGACUUCUCCCAAAAGUGAAUUUGAUUAUGUGUUGGCUGAAAUUUCUUCAGUAUGACUGUUGAGAAGGGGUUUUCCUUUGAAGACUUUUCAUCCCAGACUCAGCUGUCUUUUCACAUGGAUAAACUAAGCCCUGCCACCAACCAUAAAACUUCACCAAGAAGCUGAGCUUUCAAGAUGCCUUGUUGCUUUGGAGAAGGGAGUGAUGUCAAUUCUGUUGUGGCAUUCUCCCUUUAGCAACCUGAGUAAGAGACUCUCUGCCACUGGGCUGCAAAAAAAUAAAUUACUUGAAUCCCUACUUGGCCCAGGCUGAGGUACUAUCUUGUCACAUCCACCUCUACUUGGCCACUUUGCUUUCUUUGUUUAUGGAAUAUACGAUAGCAUGUUAAAAGGGUUUUUUGGUUUCUUUUUGUUUGUUUUUUUUUAAAGUUAACUAUCACAUGAUUCAGAGCUUCAGUUGUUUUCCCUUUAAAUAAACAAGACAGACCAGUAA